Messenger RNA from Paracoccidioides lutzii Pb01, 201 nucleotides. RefSeq lists its product as hypothetical. The coding region runs from base 1 to 201 and encodes 66 amino acids. The transcript has 2 exons. The record is from RefSeq and is a predicted model, not a curated record.
AUGGCGGAUUUGAGGCCCAGCAAUAAGGGAAAUGGGAAAACUCUUGACCAUUCAUUCGAACGAUUCACCAGACUGAUAUCAGAAGUAAAUAAGUCUCUAGCUGUUGGGACUAUCACGGUUGUGAGAUACUCAAACGGUAAUGUAGCUUUUCAGAUGCAAUGCGGUGCGUCGGUUGGCAUCCUGGAGGGAGAGGUUUCGUAA